AUGGAUGCUCACGGUGGGCACUACCUCAACAAAGAAGCCGUACUGUCACCUUUAGGCGCAGCCCGAAUGUGCCAGCUGCUCUUCGGGUCCGCCCUCAUCGCCCUAGUGUCCCACAAUGCGGGCUACGCCGCCGACUACGGGUACUUUUGCAUGUUUGUGUGGUGUUUCUGCUUCGCCGUCACACUCGUGGUGUUCAGCCUUGACAUUACCAGGCUACACAUCUGCAUGCCCAUCUCAUGGGACAACUUGACAGUGGCUUUCGCCAUGCUGGCGACGCUCAUGUACAUCACCGCCUCCGUGGUGUACCCCGUCUACUUCCUGGAACUAGACUGCCCCGACGAGGGCUGCGAGGAGCAGGCCUACCGCAUCGCCGUGACCGUCAUCUCCAGCGUUUGCAUCUUCCCCUACGCUGCCGAAGUCUUCAUCACUCGCGCCAAACCCGGCGCAGUGGUGGGUUACAUGGCCACCCUGUCCGGGUUACUCAAGGUGGUCCAGGGUUUCGUGACCUGCAUUAUUUUCGGAGCGCUGGAGAAUUACAGCGAGUAUAACAACUUCAUAGCCACCGAGUACUGCGUGGUGGUGUACAGCCUGUGCUUCUCCAUCACCGUGCUGAUCAUCUUACUGACUAUAUCCGGGAGGACGGCGUCCUUGCGGUUCCCCUUCGAUCGAUUCGUGGUCAUCUACACCUUCAUGGCUGUCAUCCUCUACCUUAGCACGGCGCUGGUGUGGCCCAUCUUCAGUUUUGACAAGAAGUAUAGCUCGAGCACUCGCCCGGAUCCUUGCCCACGGGGAGAAUGCCCUUGGGACAGCAAGAUGGUGGUGGCCGUCUUUACCAACGUCAAUCUGAUUCUUUAUUUUGUGGACCUGGUCUACUCGCAGAGGAUUCGCUUUGUCACCAAUGCCGCUGUCUGA
This is a messenger RNA of Nerophis lumbriciformis (worm pipefish), 912 nucleotides long. The record is from RefSeq and is a predicted model, not a curated record. NCBI's taxonomy places the organism in Eukaryota, Metazoa, Chordata, Actinopteri, Syngnathiformes, Syngnathidae.